GUGUGAGGCCGUGUGGGAGGCCGGAAGUUGCGGCUUCAUUACUCGCCAUUUCAAAAUGCUGCCGAGGCCCUAGGACCUGUGACUGCCACCCCUCCCCCCACCCGGGCUCGGCGGGGGAGCGACUCAUGGAACUGCCGUAAGUUUUACCAACAGACUGCAGUUUCUUCACUGCCAAAAUGACAUCAUUUUCCACCUCUGCCCAGUGUUCAACAUCUGACAGUGCUUGCAGGAUCUCUCCUGGACAAAUCAAUCAGGUACGACCAAAACUGCCACUUUUGAAGAUUUUGCAUGCAGCAGGUGCGCAAGGUGAAAUGUUCACUGUUAAAGAGGUCAUGCACUAUUUAGGUCAGUACAUAAUGGUGAAGCAACUUUAUGAUCAGCAGGAGCAGCAUAUGGUAUAUUGUGGUGGAGAUCUUUUGGGAGAACUACUGGGACGUCAGAGCUUCUCCGUGAAAGACCCAAGCCCUCUCUAUGAUAUGCUAAGAAAGAAUCUUGUCACUUUAGCCACUGCUACUACAGAUGCUGCUCAGACUCUCGCUCUCGCACAGGAUCACAGUAUGGAUAUUCCAAGUCAAGACCAACUGAAGCAAAGUGCAGAGGAAAGUUCCACUUCCAGGAAAAGAACUACAGAAGACGAUAUCCCCACACUGCCUACCUCAGAGCAUAAAUGCAUACAUUCUAGAGAAGAUGAAGACUUAAUUGAAAAUUUAACCCAAGAUGAGACAUCUAGGCUGGACCUUGGAUUUGAGGAGUGGGAUGUAGCUGGCCUGCCUUGGUGGUUUUUAGGAAACUUGAGAAGCAACUAUACACCUAGAAGUAAUGGCUCAACUGAUUUACAGACAAAUCAGGAUGUGGGUACUGCCAUUGUUUCAGAUACUACAGAUGACUUGUGGUUUUUGAAUGAGUCAGUAUCAGAGCAGUUAGGUGUUGGAAUAAAAGUUGAAGCUGCUGAUACUGAACAAACAAGUGAAGAAGUAGGGAAAGUAAGUGACAAAAAGGUGAUUGAAGUGGGAAAAAAUGAUGACCUUGAGGACUCUAAGUCCUUAAGUGAUGAUACUGAUGUAGAAGUUACCUCUGAGGAUGAGUGGCAGUGUACUGAAUGCAAGAAAUUUAACUCUCCAAGCAAGAGGUACUGUUUUCGUUGUUGGGCCUUGAGGAAGGAUUGGUAUUCAGAUUGUUCAAAGUUAACCCAUUCUCUCUCCACGUCUGAUAUCACUGCCAUACCUGAAAAGGAAAAUGAAGGAAAUGAUGUCCCUGAUUGUCGAAGAACCAUUUCGGCUCCUGUCGUUAGACCUAAAGAUGUGUAUAUAAAGAAAGAAAACUCCAAACUUUUUGAUCCCUGCAACUCGGUGGAAUUCUUGGAUUUGGCUCACAGUUCUGAAAGCCAAGAGACCAUCUCAAGCAUGGGAGAACAGUUAGAUAACCUUUCUGAACAGAGAACAGAUACAGAAAACAUGGAGGAUUGCCAGAAUCUCUUGAAGCCAUGUAGCUUAUGUGAGAAAAGACCACGAGACGGGAACAUUAUUCAUGGGAGGACGGGCCAUCUUGUCACUUGUUUUCACUGUGCCAGAAGACUAAAGAAGGCUGGGGCUUCAUGCCCUAUUUGCAAGAAAGAGAUUCAGCUGGUUAUUAAGGUUUUUAUAGCAUAAUGGUAGUACGAACAUAAAAAUGCAUUUAUUCAAUUCACUUACCACAUUAUUUGAAAAUCAAUCCUUUAUUUAAUUUUAUUUCCAACCUGUCAGAGAAUGUUCUUAGGCAUCAAAAUCCAAGGUAGCUGUAAGAAAAAUACUGGAGCUAACAAUGAAGAGCAGAAGUAAUCUGAUUAGUCAAAUUAUGAAGUGCCAUGGAUUACUUUAUGCAGCAGUCAGAUACAUAGUUAGGUGAACCCAAAAGAAAAACUCUUGAAAGCAAGAGAUUUCUUCCAUGCCCAUUUACAAUAUUGAGGUAUAAUUAACAUGAUAAAGUGUUUCCUUCUAACGAGUUGUAGAAAUCUGAGUAACCACCCAAAAAAAGCAAUAGAAUGUUUCUGUCACCCCAAAAUACUCCCUUCUGCCCCUUUCAGACAGUCCCUCAGCUAUUUCAUGGCUCUCACCCUAGAUUAGUGUUUUUUUGCACUUUUUUUUCCAGGGGUAUAGGGGAGGUGUGGGGUGAUAGGGUCUGUCUUGUUCUGUCUCCCAGGCUGAAGUACAGUGCAGUGGUAUGAUCAUGGCUCACUGCAGCCUUGGUCUCCUGGGCAUAAGUGGUCUUCCCACUUCAGCCUCCUGAGUAGCUGAGACUAUAGACUAGCAUAACCACAUUGGCUAAUUUUUUGUGGAGAUGAAGUCUCACUAUGUUGCCCAGGCUGGUCUUGAACUCCUGGGCUCAAACAAUCCUCCCGCCUCAGCCUUCCAAAGUGCUGGGAUUAUAGUCAUGAGGCAACUAGUCUGGCCCUUUUGCAAGACUUUAAUCUGAAAUCUAAAUUUUUAAAAUUUAAGUACUUACAAAGGAUAUGCUAUCCAACAUAUUGCAUAUUAUAUAUGUGCUUUAAAGAUUUUUUUUUUUUUUUUUGAGAGACAGGGUCUCACUUUGUCAUCCAAGCUGGAGUGCAGUGGUGCAAACAUGGCUCACCUCCUGGGCUCAAGUGAUCCUCCAGCCUCAGCUUCCCUCACAGGCAUUCACUAUCACACCCAGCUAAUUUAAAAAAUUUGUAGACGGUAUCUCAUUAUGUUGCCCAGGCUGGUCUUGAACUCCUGGGUUUAAGUGAUUCCCCCGCCUCAGCCUCCCGAAGUGUUGGGCUUACAGCCGUGAGCCACUAUGCUUGGCUUAAAGAUAUUUUUAUGAAAGCCCUGGGGCUAUAGAUUUAGCUGAAUAAAUUUAUAGAAAAAGUCCUGUCAUAUAAACUGGCAAAGCCUGUUAAUUUAAUUAGCCAAAUCAGACUUAACUUCCGUCAGAACAUGUCUUGGUUUUAAUUCAGAUAAACGCACAAACAUACUUCUCUGGCACAGCCUUCAGAAGGAUCAGUUUUGGUUUUUUUUUUUUUUUUUUUUUUUUUUUGAAACAGGGUCUUGCUCUGUUGCCCAGGCUGGAGUGCGCUGGCACAAUCACAGUUCACUGCAGCCUCGACCUCCCAGAUCCAAGCAAUCCUCUCACCUAAGCCUCCCAAGUAGCUGGGUCUAUAGGCGCGUGCCACCACCAUGCCCAGCUGAUUUUUGUAUUUUUUGUACAGACAGCGUUUUGGCAUGUUGCCCAGGCUGGUUCCAAACUGCUAGCCUCAAGCAACCCUCUUGCCUCAGCCUCUCCAAGUGCUAGGAUUGCAGUCCUGAGCUACUGCCCCCUACCCUCUUUGCCUGUUAGGAGUCAUUUAGAUUUUUUUUGAUCCUUUUGUUUAGCACCUCUGGAGCUGCUUACACCAAGGCAAUACCCCUUGAUAUGAUACUGGAUGGUUUGAGAGGCAGCCUUUUUUUUUUUUUUUGUGGGUAGGGAGUGUGGCUGUUGUGAAAAGGGAGUUAAAGAGAAAUGGUAGAUCUGAAGAGGCCUCAUCAGAGCACAUAUUUUAGGACAACACAUAUGGAAAUUGGACAUCUUUAAGUUGGUUUCCAUAGAGCUAUGCAUGUACCCUUACCCCAUGGGAAAACGUUGGUGUGUUCUCAAGGGUAUGCAUGUGUUAUUUUGAAGACCAAGGCCCUAGAAUUGUCAAACUUAAGGAUCAUAAAAAUCACAAGGGUUGCUUGUUAAAAAUGCCCAAACCUGCAGAGACUGAUCCUUGAGAUCUGGACCAGGAAUUUGCAUUUGAACAAGUGUUCCUGGAAUCCCUAUGCAAGUUUUAUACAGAACAUUUAGAAUCCUUGCCCUAGACAGGGAUGUCCAAUCUUUUGGCUUCCCUGGUCCACAAUGGAAGAAGAAUUGUCUUGGACCACACAUAAAAUACACUGACACUAACAAUAGCUGAUGAGCUGAAAAAAAAAAAAAAAAAAAUCGUGGGCCAGGCAUAGUGGCUCACGCCUGUAGUCCCAGCACUUUGGGAGGCCGAGGCGGGCAGAUCACCUGAGGUUGGGAGUUUGAGACCAGCCUGACCAAUACAGAGAAACCCCAUCUCUACUAAAAAUACAAAAAAUUAGCCGGGCAUGGUGAUGCAUGCCUAUAGUCCCAGCUACUCAGGAGGCUGAGGCAGGAGAAUCGCUUGAACCUGGGAGGUGGAGGUUGCGGUGAGCUGAGAUUGUGCUAUUGCACCCCAGCCUGGGCAACAAUAGCGAAACUGUCUCAGAAAAAAAAAAAAAAAUCGCAAAAAAAAAAAAAAUUUCAUAAUAUUGUUGCCUUUUUUUUUUUUUUUUUUUUUUUUGAGACAGAGUCUCACUCUAUUGCCCAGGCUGGAGUGCAAUGGCAUGAUCUCUGCUCACCACAACCUCUGCCUCCCAGGUUCAGGUGAUUCUCCUGCCUCAGCCUCCCAAGUAGCUGGGACUACAGGCACAUACCACCAUGCCCGGCUAAUUUUUGUAUUUUUAGUAGAGACGGGGUUUCACUAUGUUGGCCAGGCUGGUCUCGAACUCCUGACCUCAUGAUCCACACACUUUGGCCUCCCAAAGUGCUGGGAUUACAGGCAUGAGCCACCACACCCAGCCAAGUAUAAUUUUUAAUAAAACUUAAGAAGAAUUAAGCAUUUUACUUACGUUUAUAGGUAUUUGAUGCUAAAUUUGGCACAUCAUUGCCCAUGAAAGAAUCCUCUUAUGCUGCUCAGCUUUACUCCUCUUCCUGCUUGCCCACCGGGGUUUUUCACUGCUUCUGUUAGCACUAAGUACUUGGACAAUCCUAAGAUAUGUACUUGAGCUGAAUUUCGUCUUUACUUGUAGGAAACUUUAUUUCUUUUCUUUUCUUUUUUUUUUAUUUGAGAUGGAGUUUUGCUCUUGUCACCCAGGCUGGAGUGCAAUGGAGUGAUCUCGGCUCACUGCAACCUCCGCCUCCCAGGUUUAAAUGAUUCUCCUGCCUCAGCCGCCUAAGUAGCUGGGAUUACAGGUGUGCACCACCAUGUCUGGCUAAUUUUGUAUUUUUGGUAGAGAUGGUUUCACCGUGUUGGUCAGGCUGGUCUUGAACUCCUGACCUCAGGUCAUCCACCCACCUUGGCCUCGCAAAGUGCUGAGAUUACAGGCGUGAGCCACAGUGCCCAGCUUAAACUAUUUUCUUGAUCUGUUUUUGAUUUUCUUUUUUCCUUGUCACUGCGGUACAGAUUUUUGUUACUCACUGCCACUAAACUAAAGCAAGGCAUAGUUUAUAUGUGAAGUGUUCAGAGUUUACUGCUAUAAGGAAACUUCCAAAUACUGACACUCACCUUUUAGCUGUAGUUAUUGGGACCAUGUGCUCUGAUUUUCUGGAGACUGCUAAAUUGCUCCCAUUUUUCUGCAUCCCACCUGGUUUCUUUCUACCUGUCCCCUUUCACUUUCAGAUGUCUUCAUUUGGAUGUUAAAUUAUGUGGUCACCUAGUUAUAGGUAAGCCUUGUUCGAGUUGAAAUCUUGAUUGUGAGGAAGGAUCUGUGUCAUUGGAGCUCGUUGUUUCUGCUGCAACGUGCCGUAGACUGAAUAAUGAAAUCAUACCACAUUACCAUCAGAUUUCUUGUUUUAGUUGUCAUUUAAAUUAAUAUUUAUGAUUGUUAUCUUGGGCAAAAAGUUCAGAGCAGAGAUGACAAAUCAUUAGAACAACGAUGAAUUUCAGUAUUACGGCUAAAACGUUCUUCUGUCUCAAUAUUAACUCACUCUCCUUGCAGUGUACUUCACAGUAAUUGGUAUGCUUUUUUCUUUAAUGCUUAAAUCAGACUUUAUAAAAAUCUUAGACCGGAUCUUUAAUAUGGUAUGCCAUUUCCCCAGUCUACCAAUGGAAUAGUAUGGGUUUCUAAUCCUAGGCUUGUACAGUGGAUUGGAGUUGAGCCAUGCCAGCCUCUACACUGCCACUAACUUCUGCAAUGUAAGAUUGAGUCACUGCCAAGCAUUUGAAAUAUGCGAUUGUGUUUUAAUUAUAAUUUAUGUAUAGUUAGAUGUAUGUAACGCAUUGUGUGGUAUUAUUUGGUUUGUAAGAAUUUAUUUUUAAGGGUCAAGGUCAUUUGUAACAUUUUUUGUGUGUCAAUUCAAUGCAAUGUUGGCUCCCUUUUGAAGUCUUUGAUAUAUUGGUGAAUAUUCUUUUGUUCUAUAAUACAAAGCUAUGUAAUGUUACCUCUUGACUCGCUUUUGAAAGGAAGACAAUUGUUAACUAGAUAUUUGAGUUUUUUCCCCUCAGAAUUAUGUGAAUUUCUGAUAUAUGGCUUUAGAUACUGUGAAUCUGUUUUCCAUUUAGUCAGUUAUCUUCGUAAAUUGUUCAGAACUAUAUCCUAAGGAGCAGUUUGUUCUGAUGGUUCUCCCACUCAUGAGUGUGCAUGUGUGCAAGCAUGUUUUGAUCCUGAUGCUACCUUUGCUAAAAAUGGCCAUAGAUUAGGAAUUAGCUAUGUUUUUAGAAUCAAAGAUGAACCAAUAAGCUCUGUCAUGUACCAAACAUGAAAUGUACAGUGUUUACAAAUGUCUGGAAUUUUGCACUGCCAUAGGGAAUGUUAAGGUUACUUGGCUGGAAUUUAUCAGACUUGUGAGUAAACAAGUUGAAGUUUAGCAGAUGAGGGGGAAUAUUGAGGCCCCUAAGGCUAAACAAAAUAAUCAGUAUCUGAGAUAGUGGCUAAUGUGGCUCCCCAGGCCUAAUUUGGGAACAGUUUUUCCUGAUUGCUUUGAGAAGUACUUUCUUUUGACAGAAAUUUUCAAUUUGCUUUCCAUUGCUGUGUUUUCCCUUUAUAGGAGCCACUGGGUUUCUUUCCUUUUGUGGGAAAUGUCCCAUUAGCAUUUUCAGAUCUUCUGAUGUGCACUAAUGCCAUUAUUGGUAAUGCCGUUAUUGGUGAAUAUAGCAUAGUUGAAUAAACUUACAGUAAAUGUACACUUGGAUUUACUGCACCUCUACCAAUAGCCUUUUGAAUGACUGAAAGUGUCACUGACAAAGAGGCAUGUCUGCAGAAAGAGAUAGCUAAUAUUUUUUGGUACUUUAUCUGAAAUCCAAGAUGCUGCUUCUCCUACAGGUUGUUUUCCUUCUUACGAUCCUCAUUGAAUCCCCUCUGGGAGCACAGGACAGUUAGUAGAACUCUCCAUUUCUUUUUUUUUUUUUUUAGACGGAGUUUCUCUCUGUCGCCCAGGCUGGAGUGCAGUGGCGCAAUCUCGGCUCACUGCAACCUCCGCCUCCCGGGUUCACGCCAUUCUCCUGCCUCAGCCUCCCUAGUAGCUGGGACUAUAGGUGCCCACCACCAUGCCUGGCUAAUUUUUGUAUUUUUAGUGGAGACGGGGUUUCACCAUCUUAGCCAGGAUGGUCUCGAUCUCCUGACCUCGUGAUCUGCCUGCCUCAGCCCCCCAAAGUACUGGGAUUACAGGUGUGAGCCACCACGCCCGGCUGGAAUUCUCCAUUUCUUAAGGUAAAGAGGGUCAAGGAUACCUAAAAAGGGUCAAAUAAUGCUAGAAGAGCAAUUCCUCUUUCAGAGCAGUUGCUGUAAUUUGGCAAAUGCUUUAUUGAAGAUUGAUAUUAGGCUAGGGGUGGUGGCUCAUGCCUGUAAUCCCAGCACUUUGGGAGGCCGAGGUGGGUGGACUGCCUGAGCUCAGGAGUUCGAGACCAGUCUGACUACUAUGGUGAAACCCUGUCUCUACUAAAAAUACAAAAAUUAGCCGGUCAGGGUGGCGUGCACCUGUAGUCCCAGCUACUUGGCAGGUUGAGACAGGAGAAUCGCUUGAACCUGGGAAGCGGAGGUUGCGGUGAGCUGAGACUGCACCACUGCGCUCCCACCUGGGUGACAGAGUGAGACUGUGUCUCAAAAAAAAAAAAAAGGACGUUUAUCAUUAUAACAGCUUAUUAGAGCCCCUAAUUUCUUAUCUGAAGGCAUUGUUUUUUUUUAAACAGUGAAGUACUGAUAUCAGCAGACAAAUAUUUCUGUCAGAUAGUCCCUGUCAACAGUAGCAAAUGUGGUUUCAUAAAGUGGGAAGAAAACAGCAUUUUAAAAUAACUUUUUGGGAGACUGAUUUGAGUAAUAAUAAAACUCUGGUCUCCCUUAAAAAACAAAACCCUUUCUUCCACCUUUACUGUGUCAUUUAUAUCCCCUUAGUUCCAAAGUUAUUAUCUUAUUUCUGGAUAUUGCUUUUAUACCAAAGACCCUUAUCAGCCCUUGUAACUACAGUAUCUUUAGAUAAGAUUCCUCUUCCCAGUCAGUCCUGGGAAAUGUUUCUGUUGCAGUUAGGCGGUAGAUGGGAAGCUGUGACGGCAGAGCUACUAUCUAAUAAAGUAACAACUUGUAGUUGAGGCUUCCUUUCUGUGUGUGAUGGAGGAUAGGGAGUUAGCUCCCCUGUUGUCUCAGCACUAAGAAAUUGAGGUCAGACCAGGCGUGGUGGCUCCCUCCUGUUAUUCCAGCACUUGGGUGGCCAAAGUGGGCAGAUUGCUUGCGCUCAGGAGCUCGAGACCAGCCUGGGCAACAUGGCGAAACCCUGUCUCUAUCAAAAAUAUAAAAAAAAGCUGGGCAUGGUGGGUGCACGCUUGUUGUCCCAGCUACACAGGAGGCUGAGGUGGGAGGAUCGCUUGAGCCUGGGAGGUGGAGGUUGCAGUGAGCUGAGGUGGCACCACUGCAAUCUAAGGUGGGUGACAGAGACCCUGUCUCAAAGAAAUUGAGGUCAGGCUUCCUUCUUACAGAAUUAUUUUUUUUUUUCUGUAGUUUGUCUCAUUUUUUCACUUCCUUUUCAAUGAGAAUCGAAGUGUUUCUUUUGGGUUUUUUUCUUCCCCCUUUUAAAAUCAACAGGAAAUGUUUCAAAGGAUGGAUGAAAUGCUUCUUGGCUUCCUCAGCACUUGGCAAGGUAGACCUCAUAGCAGCCUCUGAAUAUGACUUUCUUUAGUCUCUAGCUGUGCACUAUUCCUCAUGGGUAGAGGUAGAGUAAGUAUUGAGUGCCAGUCUUGACCUCCGUAUGCCUCAGUUUUUCUCAUCUAUAAAAAUCAGUAUACAUACCUACCCUUCUACCUCAGUUUAUUGUAGGGAUUAAAUAUGGGAGAGCAAUUCUGAAGCCUAUUAAUUUCCUUGAAGAGAUCUAAGAACCUAUUAUGCUCUUGGUGUACCAAGCUCUGGGGUAUAUAUUCAGAAUACCUCAUGUUCUGGAAGCUGAGCACAAGCUCCCCUUUAUUGCCUGUCUGGCAGAGCCUGUUUGAUUACUGCAAGCCCUUUUACCCAUGCUUUUAGUUUAGGUAUUCUUUCUUUGAUAUGAGGCUCUUGACUAGAAAAGAGUUCUUUCUCUAGGUGUUCUGAGAGAAGUUUGUAAAUUUGGAUAGUACAUUCUAUCCUGAUAAAACCACCUUGCUGUGGUCUUGAUGUACAAAAAAAAAAUUUUUUUUUUUUUUUUUUUUUUUUUAAGACAGUCUUACUCUGUCGCCUAGGCUGGAAUGCAGUGGCACAAUCUUGGCUCACUGCAACCUCUGCCUCCUGCCGCAGCCUCUCAAGUAGCUGGGACUACAGGCGUGCACCCCCACACCUGGCUAAUUUUUGAAUUUUUAGUAGAGACAGGGUUUCACCAUGUUGGCCAGGCUGGUCUUGAACUCCUGACCUCAGGCGAUCUGCCCGCCUUGGCCUCCCAAAGUACUGGGAUUACAGGCGUGAGCAACUGUGCCUGGCCCAAAACGUCUCUUUCUACAUACACUUCAGUAGGUGGCAUAAAAUGCACUGCCAAUGUGUAGAAAACAUGCAAUUUUCCAAAUAUUUCCCAUCAGAGAAUCACAGUCAAGAGCAGCAAAUGUGGUUUCAUAAAGUGGGAAGAAAGUGGCAAUUUAAAAUAACUUUUUGGGAGACUGAAUUGAGUAAUAAUAAAACUUAAGUCUUUCGAAAAUAAUAAUAAUAAUAAUAAUAGCCUUUUGAAUGUGGCCAGCUCACUAAAUGAGGAAAGAGGAAGGCAUUUUCUGCAUUCUUGCCUAGUUUUCCAUAUAAGCACCACGAAGUUAAUAGCUCUGUCUUUUUGGUGUUUGCACUAUGUAAUGCUUUUAAUACUUUUUAAUUGUGCUUUUUUUGUGUAUUAAAUGUUUUUCCUUUUGCCA
Messenger RNA from Nomascus leucogenys (northern white-cheeked gibbon), 10087 nucleotides. It is a transcript of the gene MDM4, whose product is annotated as MDM4 regulator of p53. Gene Ontology annotation, biological process: regulation of cell cycle; protein ubiquitination; negative regulation of apoptotic process. The record is from RefSeq and is a predicted model, not a curated record. Gene Ontology annotation, molecular function: ubiquitin-protein transferase activity. Gene Ontology annotation, cellular component: nucleus. NCBI's taxonomy places the organism in Eukaryota, Metazoa, Chordata, Mammalia, Primates, Hylobatidae.